This is a messenger RNA of Maylandia zebra (zebra mbuna), 4858 nucleotides long. The record is from RefSeq and is a predicted model, not a curated record. Lineage: Eukaryota; Metazoa; Chordata; Actinopteri; Cichliformes; Cichlidae.
UUUGCUGCAGCAUUGAACUUGCAGAGAGAGCGAGAAAGGGUGAAAAAGGGCAGUCUGGACGUGCAGAAGGCGCUCUGUGCUAUUAUCACUGGGACUAGUAGGUUUCCUAGCCGAGGCUUUAUGAAAUGUAAAUAAAAAAGGGGACCGCUUUGCGAUUCACUGAGGAGUGUUGCUGAAGAGGAGGGGCUGGGGACCAAGAGAAUAAUUAUGCACUUUUAGAUCGACGUCGCCCUGAACGCAGCGCAGCAACAUCGCAGAACCUCAAGUGCGUUUAAUCUCCGAAGUUGUGUGUGUCAAGCGGGCGAUGAUUCACGUCUGAUUGUUGCUGUACUAUAUGGAGAGGACUGCACAAGGGCUAACGCUGCAUCGUGGCUACUGAGAUUCCUGCCUGAGGAUUGCACAAUCUGUUCUCCCCAAAAAUGUCAUCUCAGGCGAAAGUCAAGAAGGACAAAGAGAUUAUUGCCGAAUAUGAGACCCAAGUGAAAGAGAUCCGUAACCAGCUGGUGGAGCAGUUCCGCUGUCUGGAGCAGCAGUCCGAGUCCCGGCUGCAGCUGCUGCAGGACCUGCAGGAGUUCUUCCGCAGAAAGGCCGAGCUCCAGCUUGAGUACUCCAGAGGCCUGGACAAACUGGCUGAGCGCUACUCCUCCAAGAUCCGCUCCUCCAGAGAGCACCAGCACUUCAAGAAAGAUCAAAAUCUCCUCUCCACUGUGAACUGCUGGUAUUUGGUCUUGGAUCAAACCCGACGCGAGAGCAAAGACCACGCCACACUCAGCGACAUCUACAACAACAACGUCAUUGUCCGUUUGGCGCACGUGGGUGAAGAUGUCAUCAGACUUUUCAAAAAGAGUAAAGACAUCGGCGUACAGAUGCAUGAAGAGUUAGUGAAAGUCACCAAUGAACUGUACACGGUGAUGAAGACAUACCACAUGUACCACACUGAGAGUCUCAGUGCUGAGAGCAAACUGAAGGAGGCAGAAAAGCAGGAGGAGAAGCACAUUGGCAAGGCUAAUGACAUUGGCCUGCGUUAUGGCUACGAUGAUCGUCCACAGCGUCGAAGUUCUGUAAAGAAGAUGGAGAAACUGAAGGAGAAGAGACAAGCCAAGUACUCUGAAAACAAGAUGAAAUGCACAAAGGCCCGGAAUGACUAUCUUCUCAAUCUGGCAGCUACUAAUGCCCUGGUGGCCAAAUACUACAUCCACGAUGUCUCAGACAUGAUAGAUUGUUGCGACUUAGGGUACCAUGCAAGCUUAGCACGCACCUUGAGAACCUACCUUUCUGCAGAAUAUAGUCUAGAAACUUCUCGGCACGAAGGGUUGGACUUAUUGGAGGGAGCAGUGGAUGCCAUGGACACCAGAGGAGACAAGCUGAAGUUUAUGGACACACAUUGCCAGAUCUUCUGUCCUCCUGCAUGCUUUGACUAUCAGCCACACAUGGGAGAUGAGGUGUGUCAAGUGAGUGCACAGCAGCCUGUCCAGACAGAACUCUUGAUGCGCUACCACCAGCUGCAAUCACGUCUGGCCACACUAAAAAUAGAAAAUGAAGAGGUGAGGAAGACUCUUGACGCCACCUUGCAGACCCUCCAUGAUAUGCUUACUGUGGAGGACUUUGAUGUUUCAGAGGCUUUCCAGCACAGCCAAUCCACAGAGUCUGUGAAAUCAGCCUCAUCUGACUCUUACAUGAGCAAGGCAAACAUCGCCAAAAGACGAGCCAAUCAACAAGAGACUGAGGGCUUCUACUUUACUAAAUACAAGGAGUACUUGAAUGGCAGCAAUCUCAUUGUCAAACUGCAGGCUAAGCAUGACCUUCUGAAGCAGACGCUAGGAGAAGGGGAGAGGGCUGAAUAUGGAACAACGAGGCCCCCAACUCUUCCCCCUAAACCCCAGAGAAUGCGGAAGUGUAGACCUCGCUCCAUUUUUAACCCUAGGCUGUUUAACGGCAAUAUGGAGGCCUUCAUUCAGGAUUCAGGCCAGCCUAUACCAGCGGUGGUUGAGAGCUGUAUUCGAUACAUCAACCUGUAUGGUCUUCAGCAGCAAGGUAUAUUUCGAGUUCCAGGAUCCCAGGUCGAAGUCAAUGAUAUUAAAAAUGCAUUUGAAAGAGGAGAAGAUCCACUGAUGGAUGAUCAGACAGAUCAUGAUAUUAACUCUGUGGCGGGAGUUCUUAAGCUUUACUUCCGGGGGUUGGAAAACCCCCUGUUCCCUAAAGAGCGUUUCGCCGACCUCAUAUCCACUACCAAGCUUGACUCUGGUGCAGAAAGAGCUCAUCACCUUCAGCAGAUAAUCGUGACUCUUCCGCGGCCUGUGAUCAUCGUCAUGAGAUACCUGUUUGCAUUUCUAAACCAUCUUUCCCAGUACAGCGAUGAGAACAUGAUGGACCCCUACAAUCUCGCUAUUUGCUUUGGCCCCACACUGAUGCCCAUACCAGAUGACCAAGAUCCUGUGGCCUGCCAAGCACAUGUUAAUGAGAUCAUUAAGACAAUCAUCAUCCACCAUGAGGUCAUCUUUCCAACCCAGCGAGAACUGGAGGGACCUGUGUAUGAGAAGUGCAUGGCUGGAGGGGACGAAUACUGUGAAAGCCCCCACAGUGAACCAGGAGCUCUGGAUGAGAUUGACAAUGGUACCGGGCCUAACACAAGUGAUGAUGAAUUGGAGCAAAUCGAAGCCAUAGCCAAAUUUGACUACGUGGGCCGAAGUCCAAGAGAGCUGUCCUUUAAGAAGGGAGCCUCUCUGCUGCUCUACCUGCGAGCUUCUCAGGACUGGUGGGAAGGGCGACAUAAUGGUGUGGAUGGGCUGAUCCCACAUCAAUACAUUGUGGUACAAGACAUGGACGACGCGUUCUCAGAGAGCAUUCAUCGGACUGAGAGUGAGACCAGCAGUGGGCCGCACCACGAUGACAGAACCUCAUCAAGGAAUGAGCGUCAGUCUCCUUGUGAACACACACCUGAGAACCGCUUUGGACCAGCAUUAGGAAGGGUGCGAGUGCGAUCAGAUGGCGCUGCAGCUCCACGCCAUAGGAAUGGCGCCGACAGCCUGAGCCCCACCAGAGCUGCUGAUCUACCCCCCAGGGUUAUGCCUCGCCCCCAGAGUCCACACAAAAUAGCUGUCAGCAGGGGUCUAACUGACAGUCCCGAGAAACGCCGUCUCACCACAUUUGGCAGUGCUGGCUGCAUCAGCCACCCUGAUAGAAAGGCGUUUGUCGACAGCCACUCUCAAAGAUCAUCACCAAGCACCACCCGGCAUGCAAGUUUAGGAGACCACAAGGCUCUUGAGACCGAGGCACUCGCUGAGGAUAUAGAGAAAACAAUGAAUACAGCCCUGCAUGAGUUGCGUGAGUUGGAGAGGCAGAAUGUAGCCAAGCACGCGCCUGACGUUGUGCUCGACACAUUGGAGCCGCUUAAGCACCCUGGUGGAGUGCAGGAGGUGUCUGCCAGCCCUCUCCAUACCAUGGUGAUCAGGGAUCCAGAUGCAGCCCAGCGACGCAGCAGUAGUAGCUCCUCAUCUGAGACUAUGACCACUUUUAAGCCCGCUCUGUCAGUCCGUAGACCAAGUGCUCCUUUAAGGCCCCCGCCUGUCAGACCUGUUCGACCGGCUCCUGUGAUUGGACAGGGCCAAGGACCUCACCGCUCCAGCAGCUCCAGUUCGUCUGGUUUGGGCAGCCCGAGCAUUACUCCCACUGACAGGGUCUUCCCCAAAGCACCGUCUCCAUCACCAUCCACCUCCUCUUCUUCCUCGGACAAACAAGACAUGGCUUUCAUCAUUGCAAUGUUGCUAGCCAGUCUCAAUAGCUGCUGUAACCCGUGGAUUUACAUGUUCUUCGCGGGUCACCUAUUCCAUGACCUGAUGCAGUGUUUCUUCUGCUGCUGUCGACGGUACCUGACAGAAUGCUCGUGCAGCUGUGAUCAACAGUGCAGACACAAAAGGGGCUCCUCCACUUACGUUAACAAGAACACCAACAGUCAGAGGAGCCUCUCACGCACAUCCAGUAUGGUACACUGAAAAGCCAGCUAAAAGGCAUGCAAGCUUCGUGCAAUCAAGUAAUCUAGCACUCAUACAGCUACCCAUUUCACCCAUUUAACUGACUACAGAGGCAGUGUGCUGGCUAUUGCUGCACAUUUUUUCUGUAACAUUUUGAAUCGAGCUAAACUGACAAUGUAAACUUCCUGUCCAGAUGACACCCUGCACCCACUGGUGACAGAAAACAGUACAAAUGGUGUUUUAUAUAUAUCGUGUAUAGAAUUUGAACAAAAUGUGAUGUAAAAUUUAAAAAUAAUUUGUUAUCAUUUUCAUCUUUCUUUGCAACAAAAAAUAUGUGUAAAGGUAAGGUAAUAUGUAAUGUGUGAUGUGAAAGGUCAGCUACGUUUAUUCAUAUAUGUUUGUUGUGAAUUGUCAAAGAAAACAUUGUAGUGUAUAGCCUCCACAGGGAGAAGCUUUAAGGUGGAGGAGGGGAUUAUAUAAAAGGGUUGGGGCAUUAGUGUCAGCAGUAGAGCUGUCAAAUAAAAAACAGUCUGUCUGCGAGAGGGAAAGUGCUCUGAUUUGUGAUUUGGGUGAAGUUAUACUAAUUUGACCUGAAGAUUGAACCCUCCAAACCAACCAAAGUUUCAUAAUUCACACUUAUAAGACACAAAGACUUUUUUUUCCUCAAAAGCUCAAAUCAGUGUGGAAAUAAAUCUGCAAAUACGUAAUUGGUCCAAUACCAUCACACAGUAAAUUUCAUAAGUCAUGAAUGAUAGUUAUCUGUCCACUUUCUGCCAUCCUGUCUGUCUAUAGAUAUUAUAUCUAACAGAGAUUUCUCUUAGACAUAGCAUAUGCCACAGUAAAUUCUGAUGUGCAUGGAUUUCUGCAACAAUAAAGUGUGCCAGUGA